AUGUUCCCCAUCGUGGUGAUGGCGAUCAACUGGAUCCGCAGAAAUCGAAGGGUACUGAUUGUCCUGUCCACCAGCGUGCUAGUCAUACUUCACUUGGUUAUGGGAAGAAUGGGAGAAUAUGAAACAGAGUCCAACCCGGCAAUCUACGCGAAUAUUGAUUCCAACCAUGUCAAGACCCAGAGCGAGCUCAUGAGCGCAGGUUUGGCCGCCGGUUGGACUCUCGAUCAAGAAUCAGUUCUAUCAAAUUCUAUCGAGAUUCCCACCCACCCUGUAUUCAAGUCUACGGGCUCUGCGUACACAGAGCCAACUCGAUUGGACCCCGCUCGGCCAACGUCUGGAGAUGCGAAAACGACUCCGUUCAACUUCACCCCGCCUUUCCGUACAAAGGGACGUCAUAUCAUCGAUGCAGCUAAAGUCCCCCUCAGACUCGGCAGUAUCAACUGGUAUGGUGCAAGUGACAUCGAUUUUGUUCCUGGUGGGUUGGACGUUCGACACCGGGAUGAGAUCGCGCAGUUGAUCCGCCGGCUGGGGUUCAACAGUGUCCGAUUGCCCUACGCCGACGAGAUGGUCAGGGCAAAUCCGGUCAUAGACGACAGGGUAAUCUCUAAGAACCUAGAUCUGUAUGAUGGGCAACGAUUAGUCCCAGUUCGGGCUUUGGAUGUAUUCCACGCCGUGGUGGAGAGUCUCACCGCGGCUGGGCUCUUGGUUAUCAUCAACAACCACAUCACACAAGCGACAUGGUGCUGUGGCGCUAACCCCUGCGACGCCGCAUGGGCCAACGACUGGCUUUUUGGGAAAAUCUUCUGUCGCGUCUCGCAGAGUGAGGAGGAGUGGAUUGAGAAUUGGGAGACGGUGAUGCAGCCGUUGGUAUCGAACCCGCUAGUCCUCGGGGCGGACCUUCGCAACGAGGUGCGUGGGCUUUGGGGAACGAUGCACUGGGAGGACUGGGCCAAGGCAGCCGAGCGAGCGAGCGAACGCCUCUUAGCAUGGAACCCUGAGUGGCUGAUGAUCGUCGAAGGAAUCUCCUCGGCGAAUGACUUGGCCGGGGUACGGAGAAGACCUGUGCAGCUCAGCGUACCGGACCGGGUGGUAUACUCCGCACAUGUGUAUCAAUGGUCUGGUUGGGGCCAGUUAUAUCCAUAUUCACGCAGGACAUAUGAGGAAUUUGCGGCGGCGAUGCGAGAGAACUGGGGGUACUUGAUAGAGGAAGAUGUAGCGCCGGUGUGGGUGGGGGAGGUUGGCACACCUGAUGAACCCACGGACGGAGACAUGAACUAUUGGACGCAUUUGGUGGAAUAUUUGGAAGAGGUUGGAGCGGGCUGGGGGUAUUGGGCGUUGAACGCACGCAAGGCCACGGGGGAGAAGGAGAGUUAUGGCUUGGUGGACUCGCGGUGGGACUGGCCCUCGGUUCGCUGGGAACAUCCCGCAUGGUCGUUGGUCAAUAGAAGCAGCAGAUAG
This is a messenger RNA of Penicillium waksmanii, 1458 nucleotides long. RefSeq names its product glycoside hydrolase family 5 protein. Gene Ontology annotation, molecular function: hydrolase activity, hydrolyzing O-glycosyl compounds. The record is from RefSeq and is a predicted model, not a curated record. The coding region runs from base 1 to 1458 and encodes 485 amino acids. The transcript has a single exon. Lineage: Eukaryota; Fungi; Ascomycota; Eurotiomycetes; Eurotiales; Aspergillaceae.